This is a messenger RNA of Budorcas taxicolor (takin), 1013 nucleotides long. It is a transcript of the gene GNB4, whose product is annotated as G protein subunit beta 4. The record is from RefSeq and is a predicted model, not a curated record. The coding region runs from base 99 to 1013 and encodes 304 amino acids. Gene Ontology annotation, molecular function: signaling receptor complex adaptor activity; protein binding. Lineage: Eukaryota; Metazoa; Chordata; Mammalia; Artiodactyla; Bovidae. Gene Ontology annotation, cellular component: heterotrimeric G-protein complex; cytoplasm. Gene Ontology annotation, biological process: G protein-coupled receptor signaling pathway. The transcript has 9 exons.
UGGAACAACUGAGGCAGGAAGCUGAGCAGCUACGUAAUCAGAUCCAGGAUGCUAGGAAAGCAUGUAAUGAUGCAACACUUGUUCAGAUCACGUCAAAUAUGGAUUCCGUGGGUCGAAUACAAAUGCGAACGAGACGUACUCUGAGAGGUCACCUAGCUAAAAUCUAUGCUAUGCACUGGGGAUAUGAUUCAAGGCUACUAGUCAGUGCUUCCCAAGAUGGAAAAUUAAUUAUUUGGGAUAGCUAUACAACAAAUAAGAUGCAUGCUAUCCCUUUGCGGUCUUCCUGGGUGAUGACCUGUGCCUAUGCUCCCUCUGGUAAUUACGUCGCUUGUGGAGGACUGGACAACAUCUGCUCUAUAUAUAACUUAAAAACCAGAGAGGGCAAUGUGCGAGUGAGCCGAGAGUUACCAGGUCACACAGGCUACUUGUCCUGCUGUCGGUUUUUAGAUGAUAGCCAAAUAGUUACAAGUUCAGGAGACACAACUUGUGCUUUAUGGGACAUUGAAACUGCCCAGCAGACCACCACAUUCACUGGGCAUUCUGGAGACGUGAUGAGUCUUUCCCUGAGUCCUGACAUGAGGACUUUUGUUUCCGGUGCUUGCGAUGCCUCUUCAAAAUUAUGGGAUAUUCGAGAUGGAAUGUGCAGACAGUCUUUCACUGGGCAUUUGUCGGAUAUUAAUGCUGUCAGUUUUUUCCCAAAUGGAUAUGCCUUUGCCACUGGCUCUGAUGAUGCCACUUGCCGGCUCUUUGACCUUCGUGCAGACCAAGAGUUAUUAUUGUAUUCUCAUGACAAUAUCAUCUGUGGGAUCACUUCCGUAGCUUUCUCAAAAAGUGGGCGUCUCCUGUUAGCUGGCUAUGAUGACUUCAAUUGUAACGUAUGGGACACACUCAAAGGAGAUCGUGCAGGUGUUCUUGCUGGUCAUGACAACCGUGUCAGCUGUUUAGGUGUAACUGAUGAUGGCAUGGCUGUGGCAACAGGGUCUUGGGACAGUUUUCUUAGAAUCUGGAAUUAA